Fusarium pseudograminearum CS3096 is the source of this 1056-nucleotide messenger RNA. RefSeq lists its product as uncharacterized. The transcript is spliced from 6 exons. The record is from RefSeq and is a predicted model, not a curated record. Gene Ontology annotation, molecular function: L-aspartate:2-oxoglutarate transaminase activity; pyridoxal phosphate binding. Lineage: Eukaryota; Fungi; Ascomycota; Sordariomycetes; Hypocreales; Nectriaceae. Gene Ontology annotation, biological process: L-aspartate biosynthetic process. The coding region runs from base 1 to 1056 and encodes 351 amino acids. Gene Ontology annotation, cellular component: cytosol.
AUGUUUGAAUCAUUCCAACAAGGUCCUCCUGACCCCAUGUUCUUUCUCAAAAAGGCGGCAGAUCAAGACCCAUCACCAGAGAAAACCGAUCUCGGCGUUGGCAUCUAUCGAAACGAAAGUGGCCACUACAGCGAGCUUCAGGCCGUUGCACAGGCCAAGCUUCUAUUAGCUGAGAAUGAUCCUGGUCACGAUUAUGAGAUCACAACAGGCAAUGAACAAUUCUUGAACCAUGCUGCCCAUCUCAUGUUCGGAAAAGAAUGUCAAAGAUUGGAAUCUGGCCAUGUUGCAUCAGUACAGACCAUUUCCGGCACAGGCGCAAACCACAUCGCCGCUUUGGCGCUGAGUCAAUCUAUCUCACCUCGUCCACAGGUUUACCUUGGUACUCCAACCUGGGGGAAUUACAAGCCUAUCUUCGAACUGGUUGGAAUUGAAGUCAUCGAAUAUGCUUACCUCGACUCCAAAACGCGUCACAUCGAUUUCGACUCUAUCUUAUCGGCAGCUAACUCGGCUCCAUCUCGGAGUGUUUUCAUUCUUCAAGCAUGCUGUCACAAUCCCACAGGCGCUGAUUUGACCAAAGAACAAUGGCAAAAGCUCGCGUUGGUCAUGAAACAACACAACCACUUUGCCUUCUUUGACAUUGCUUACCAGGGCCUGGGUAAUGACAUUGUUGAAGACGUCUAUGCAAUCCGGCUGUUUGCUGACCUUGACUUUGAGAUGUUUGUUUGCCAGUCUUUCUCAAAAAACUUUGCUUUGUAUGGAGAACGUUGUGGUGUACUUCACGCUGUAUGCCCUAAUCCAGAAACGGCAGCGAUUGUCCACGACCGUCUACGCUGUUUAAUACGAUGGGAAUUCUCUUCCUCACCUGCUUACGGCAGCCGGUUAGUCAGUAUUAUUCUCGAAUCGGAUCAUCUCAGAGAUGAAUGGCUUCAAGAACUGUCCGAGAUGCAGCAACGAUUGAAGAGUCUAAGAAAGCAACUUCACUAUCAUUUGGUGGAAGUCUUCAAGACACCGGGAGAUUGGGAUCACAUACUGAUGGAAAAUGGACUGUUCUCGUAA